This is a messenger RNA of Polypterus senegalus (gray bichir), 3949 nucleotides long. It is a transcript of the gene sertad3, whose product is annotated as SERTA domain containing 3. Gene Ontology annotation, molecular function: transcription regulator activity. Gene Ontology annotation, cellular component: nucleus. The transcript is spliced from 2 exons. The record is from RefSeq and is a predicted model, not a curated record. The coding region runs from base 200 to 1093 and encodes 297 amino acids. NCBI's taxonomy places the organism in Eukaryota, Metazoa, Chordata, Cladistia, Polypteriformes, Polypteridae.
CUUGUUUGCUGAAGUCGCAAUCACAAAGCUGAGCUGAAUGGCAAACAACACGGGAUAGAGUAAGAUGUUGAAGGUCCGGAAGAUGGACACGAAAGUGGCUUCAAGAUUGGCAGUGUUUAAAAACACAGUCUUCGCGCGGUAGCCCUUGAAUGCAACUAAAGUGCAGAUGUGAAAAUUUCCAGACCGUCCAAGAUAAAGAAUGAUUGGUAAAGGAUUAAAGCGGAAGCUCUCGGAUGAUGACUUACUUGAGGCAGCUGUAAUGCAGAAAGGUACAGGCUUGUAUUUGGACCAAAGGCAGUCUGUACUGAAUAUUUCUCUAGACAAGUUUCAACGUGGUCAAAUGAUGGCAGAGCCCAGCUUAAGGAGGAGUGUACUAAUUGCCAAUACCUUGCGCCAAAUUCAAGAUGAAAUAAGACAAGAAAACUCUGGUAUGCUAGCAGAAAACUGUUCUAAUGCCACUACAGGCACUGGUACAAUUAAUGGUGCCCAUUCUGUGCCACCUGUAGUUGAACCCAGUAACAAUCGAGAAGUGCCUCCUCAGCGCUUGUCCUUGGAGAACCACCCUUUAAGUUCUAGUGAGGGGGAUGAUUGGAUGAUGCUUUCUUCUGAGGAAGACUUUUCAUUAUCCUCUGCCAUCUCAUCCAUUUUAAAGGAGUUGGAUGUGGUCCUUGACGGAAGUUCAGCUCCUGUUCCACCUAGGAUACCUCUUAGCUCAAUUGAAAAUGUGACAACGGAAACCAAAGGCAGCCCUGGUGUGAAGCUAGACACUUUAGUCUGCAAAUCGGACAGAUCUGGUAAUUAUGCUGAUGGGUAUAAACUCUGCGACUCUGUGUUUGGCAACUUUGAGGUCCUGAGCUCUAGUUACCUGAAUGAUGUUCCUCUGGAUGAUCUUUUCCUAGAUAUAGAUACCUCAGUGUAUGAAAGAGAAUCUGGAUCUCUUGGAUCUGUUCUCAGUGGUCGGACCUUUUCCACUACAGCUGGUGAGGAGCUCUUGAAGUAUUUACCCUCCUGCAGUCCAUCCUUCACAACAAACCCUAGUUGUAGAGACUUGAAUGAGCUUGAACACAUCAUGGAAAUUUUAGUGGGUUCAUAAAUACAGUAUUCCAAUAUAUUUUGAUAUCUCCACUUUGACUACAGACUGUUAUAAAUUUCUGAAAUUAAUUUUGUGUUACAACUUGAACCCUGAGCAGAAAACUAAGGACUUGAAUUUUUCAGGGUGGCAGUAAGUUUGAUCCUGCAGCUUCACUGUAACGCAGAUUGUGGCCUUAGACUAAGUCUAACCGUGAAUUUUGGAACAAAAUUUUAGAACAAAUAUGUUUUAGAAGGGUUCUUUACACAUUGUCUUCUGUGAAGACCAUUUUAUUGUAACUGUUGGCAAGUAAUGAAAUUGUACUAUAAACUAAGCACCACAGUGUUUUGUAAAUAUCGGGCCGAUAUGAAAUCCAUUUUCCAUCACCACCCACUGUUCACUGUUUAGGUUGUGUGGGGAGCCAAAGCCUAUCCUGACAGCUCAAAGUUCUGCUUUCUACAUCCAAUGGAAAUAUCAGUGUUCACCUUGAUAAAAUAUUUCAUUAGGUCCAAUGAACUCUUUUGUCUAAGAGCAGAGGUUAUUUUGUCAACCGUGAUUUGAUCUAUGGGAGGAAGAUCUCCAAGAUGUUUGCUUCAGUCAUGUUUAAAGAGAAAGCCAUCAUAGUUAACUGUUUAAAAUACUCUGGUUUUAGAUUAUGGUCCAUCUUGUGUCUUGUUCAAGACCAUUUCUGUAAGACUAUAAUGUUUGCCUUUUUAGAAAGCAUUGCAGCAUUGUAAGUGGACCUUCUAAACAUCACAGACCUCAGAUUACCACUGCCAUUUUGCUUUUUUGCAAACAAACCAGUGGGGCAAUAUUUUUAAAUAUCAGCGUAUUUUGAUUCCUGAAUUCAUCUUGCAAAACUUUACAUUGCAGCUGCCUUCUUGUGUGGCACUGAGCCUACCUUUUAAUUUUAUUAAGAGCACCUUUCUUCAUAUGAUUCGAGGAAACCACAAAUGACAACAGAUUAAUUGGCAUCUGUCACUUUUCCCCAUGCAUUUUCAUAUUUCAGGUUCUGGUAGUUUAGACCUACAACAUACGCUAAUAAUGUGCAUGCUACCUCAUAGUUAAUAAGUCUCUUUUUAAUAUAUAUAUAAUGAAAGAGUAAUCAAUUUUUUUCAGCUGAUAAAAUAUUCCGAUCCAAAGAAUCCACUAAGCUGCAAUGUUUUUAAUAGUUAUGUAUGUGGAAGGUAAGCAUCUACAGAAAAAUGUAGCAUAGGGCUAAGCCCACUAAAAGUUUCUGUUUCUGCAUUUAACUUUCUAAUGUCUUUUAGCCUGUAUUUUUUAUAUUAAAAAAUAGUACAUAUUGUAUGUAAAAAGAUAAGGGGUGUAGAAUCCCAAAGAUUUUAAUAUUUAUAUAGAAGUUCCUAAUAGAUUAAAACAACAAUAUUUAUUAAGUAAUUCUUAGAAUUGUAGAAGGUUUCAGAAUUAAAAUGGCAGUUCAGUAAGAGGUAAUGGUGUGGCAUGAGGGUCCAACAUUCUUAUUCCGCUUUGGUCUGGUUACAUUAAUGAUCACGACUUUUUGAAUGACAGUGGUUUUUAAACAUCAAUGUUUCUGCCUGUAUUCUUUCCUAUUAUGUCUGUCUUCUUACUCUUGCUCCUUUGGCUGAUAAAAGAAUGUCCAUAGUACUAAAGGCACAGUUCUGAUGUAAAAGGGCACUGCCCAGGUCAAAUGCCUAUGCAUUUUUGUAGUAGAGAGUCUAAUGUUUACUGUAAGAUCUACUGAAGGGUUCUUUUGAAAACAAACUGCAACCAGACAUUUGAGCUGCCAUUGCUGCUACACUUUUUUAUACAAAUGGACUAGAGUAAGGAUACUACACUUUACCAUGUUCAUUUAAAUUUAACCCUGUACAUCAAAAUGCCAAUGCUAUAUAGUAACUCUUUAAAGGCCACUGGGUGUGGCUAACUUUCAGGUAACUAGUAACCCAAUGUUGACAUUUAAUAGUUAAUUUUCUUUCUUUUAAAUUAUUUUUUGAGAUCUUCUCAUGGAUGAAUUUAAAGCUCAGUUCUAUCUGCAUUUCAGAUUCUUACAAUUAAUUUGAGAAAAUUCUAUAAAUUAUUUUUUAUUUCUGUUUGUUGUUGGCUUUUUUUCCCCCAUUAUUGUGGAAAGUCUUUCAUGUGGACAGCUGCCUCAAGUUUGCUUUGCCUAAUACUACAACUGUUUUUAAUUUAUCCAAUACAACGAUGUGGCUAAUGUUGCGCACGGUUAUACUGUAGGAGCUAGAAAGCUGUGAUCUCUGAGACACCUGUUCUAGAAAAAAAUGUCCUGUGGAUUUGAUGUGCUAAAGUCUUGCUGCCUAUGUAGUUUGCAAUGGAAGAAAUCCAAUGAAAAUAAAAUGCAGAAUUAAUUUUGGCUUGCACCUUAAAGUUGCUGAUCAGUAUUUUAGAGGCUUUGGUAUAAAAAGUGCUGCAAGCAAAGUGGCAACUUGUUUAGUUUACGGUUAGCCAUGUUGUACAUACAGGACAUACAGUCCAGCUAACAGAAGGAGGGGGGGUUGGGGUGGGGUUGUCCUGAUCAAUGUAUCUGGAGAAGGGCUUCGACUUUUGGCAGAAAACUGUUGGCUUUUACAUUUUUAUAUUUAAAUAGUGUAAUUUAAGGGAAGUAUUUCAGAUUUAUUUUUACUUUUCAAAUAGUUAUAUUUAAUGUUUAUUUAUAAUACAUGCAAAGAGGAACAAUGGCUUCACAUGUUUCUAACAAUAGACUAUGAUAUGCAAAUAAAGCCUGGAUACAUUUUACUGGUGUAAGCCAGAGAACAAAAUGUUACAGCUUUUAAAUAAGGACAAUUCGAGCACUACUGGUGGAAGUGCCCAAACUAUGCAAAUAAUGUAAAAUGGAUUUGAUGCCAUGUAUCUCUUCUGCAAAUAAAUUGUCAAAUUACUGAU